CAGCGAUGCACGAGGCCAAGCUAGUGGAGGAGUGUGAUGAGCUGUGUAGAGAUCAUACGCCAGAGGAAACAGAUCAUCGCUGUCAAGAUCAAGGAGUCCAAGGUGAUGAAGCUGCGAAAGCUGGCCCAGCAGAUGGCUAACUGCAGACAGUGUCUGGAACGUUCCGGAGCCCUCAUCACCCAGGCAGAACACAGCCUGAAGGAGAACGACCACGCUCGCUUCCUACAGACCGCCAGGAACGUGGCCGAGAGGGUUGCCAUGGCCACGGCCUCAUCCCAGGUGCUGAUUCCAGAUGUGAACCUGAACGAAGCCUUUGAUAACUUUGCCCUGGACUUCUCCCGAGAGAAGAAGAUCCUAGAGGGACUGGACUACCUGACAGCUCCCAGUCCUCCCUCCAUACGUGAUGAGCUGUGUACCGCCUCCCACGACACCAUCACAGUUCACUGGACGUCUGAGGACGAGUUCAGCGUCACCUCCUACGAACUGCAGUACACCAUCUACACCGGCCAGACCAACUUCAUCA
Messenger RNA from Salvelinus sp. IW2-2015, 523 nucleotides. RefSeq names its product probable E3 ubiquitin-protein ligase MID2. Gene Ontology annotation, biological process: protein localization to microtubule. Gene Ontology annotation, molecular function: microtubule binding. NCBI's taxonomy places the organism in Eukaryota, Metazoa, Chordata, Actinopteri, Salmoniformes, Salmonidae. The record is from RefSeq and is a predicted model, not a curated record. Gene Ontology annotation, cellular component: microtubule.